AUGCAGCUGCGCGGUGCCCGUCUCCAGGCCUCUUCGGCGCGCGGCAUGCGCGCCGUGGCCCCAGUCCGGCCUGUGCGUGCUGGCCGCAGGUCCGUGGUGGUGCAGGCAAACCUUUUUUCUCGGAUUACUCGCGUAGUGAAGAGCUAUGCGGAGCAGAUCGUUUCAUCUGCUGAGGAUCCUGAGAAGGUUCUGGACCAGGUGGUGAAUGAGAUGCAGGAGGACCUCAUCAAGAUGAGGCAGGCGGCGGCGCAGGUGAUGGCGUCUCAGAAGCAGAUGGAGGCCAAGUACAAGCAGGCUCAGGCCACCGCAGAUGACUGGCUGAAGCGGGCAGAGCUGGCGGUUGCUAAGGGCGAGGACGAGCUGGCUAGGGAGGCGCUCAAGAGGCGGAAGGCCUUCCAGGACAACGCUGAGGGCAUGCGCAUCCAGCUGGAGGCGCAGCAGAAGGCUACGGACCAGCUGAUUGCCAACACCAAGGUCCUGGAGGGCAAGCUCGCCGAGGCCAAGAGCAAGAAGGACACGCUCAAGGCGCGCGCGGCCAGCGCCAAGACCAGCAAGCAGGUGCAGGAGAUGAUGGGGUCGCUCAACACCAGCAACGCCGUGGUGGCGUUUGACAAGAUGGAGGAGAAGGUCAUUGCCAUGGAGGCGCAGAGCGAGGCGGUGGGCAUGCUGGUGGCGGGCGACGGCCUGGAGUCCAAGUUUGCCGCGUUGGAGGGUGGCAACGUUGAUGAUGAGCUCGCAGCGCUCAAGCGGGGUGUGCUGGCGGGCAGCAAGCAGCCUGUGGCGGCGCUGCCGGAGGGCAAGCCCAUCAGGGACGCGAUCGACCUUGAGCUCGAGGAGCUGCGCAAGAAGGCCAAGGAGUGA
Molecule: messenger RNA, 861 nt
Organism: Monoraphidium neglectum
Lineage: Eukaryota; Viridiplantae; Chlorophyta; Chlorophyceae; Sphaeropleales; Selenastraceae
Product: putative membrane-associated protein, chloroplastic Flags: Precursor
Exons: 7
Coding region: 1-861 (286 amino acids)
Source: RefSeq, a predicted model, not a curated record